AUGGCUCGCAUACGAAAGCUUUCCGAUUUACUAAUACAUUUAAUAUGCUUAAUUAUAAUAAGUUACAUAGUUACCCAGCGAUCUGUAAAAAUAUUCACUUUCAAAAAGCUCAUUAGAUUCUUGCCGGAUCUAAAAUACAUAUUGGUGUGGACAAGUUUCUAUGGAAUUGAAGAGGAAGGCCAAACGGCCUUUGUGAGGCGAGAGUGUAAUUUUAAAAAUUGUUAUUUUACACAGAACAGGAGUUUAUUCGGUGAUCUAAGAUAUUUUGAUGUCAUUCUGUUUAACGCGCAAGAUGUGAGUUUGAGCGGGAACGAUCUGCCGUCUACUAGGAGUGUGUUACAGAAGUAUAUCUUCGCAACAAACGACUCGGCGGAUAAUUACCCAAUCUGUAGUCCAUCGUAUGAUGAUUUUUUUAACUGGACUUGGACUUACAGGCUAGAAUCUACAAUCCCUUACAAGUUUAUCACUGUUAACAACAUAGACGAUCAAGAUUUAGGCUCUCAUAUACCAUGGAAACGAAAUAUGACUCCAAUUAAUAACCAGAUAAAAAUGCAACUGUACAUGAAAUCAAAGGCAGCCGCAAUAUUUUUAAACAAAUGUGAGAGCAGGAGUAGAAGGGAAUUGUUUCUGAAGAAUUUGCAAUAUCACUUGUCUAAAUAUAAUCUCACGAUAGAUAUUUUUGGAGAAUGUGGCUCUAAAAGAUGUAAGAGAAAUACUAUGACUCCAUGUUAUUACAGAUUGAGGAGAAAUUAUUUUUUCUAUCUCGCGUUCGAAGACUCUUUAGAUGCUGAUUACAUUACUAGAGAUAUUCUGUAUGCGUACAAGAAUAAUGCAGUGCCUAUUGUCUUAGGAGGAGCCCAAUAUGAACUAUUUCUCCCACCAAACUCUUACAUCAACGCCUUGGCAAUUGGGGAAGAGAAACUAGCUAAAACCAUGAACGAUAUCAUUCAAGACCGAGAGCGGUACUACCACUUCUUCAAAUGGAAGAACCAUUAUACCAUAACGGAGUCACCAGUCCUUAAUCCAUGCAGCCUUUGUGCCAGUUUAAAUAAUCAACAUUGGUUGACACACAAGAUCAGCUUCAAGAAUUUUCGACAGUGGUGGAACCCUUUCUAUAGCGAUCGAUGUAGUAUUCGCUGGAGAAAAUUAAAUGUAUUUUGA
This is a messenger RNA of Galleria mellonella (greater wax moth), 1161 nucleotides long. Its product is annotated as alpha-(1,3)-fucosyltransferase C-like. The transcript has 3 exons. Lineage: Eukaryota; Metazoa; Arthropoda; Insecta; Lepidoptera; Pyralidae. Gene Ontology annotation, molecular function: alpha-(1->3)-fucosyltransferase activity. Gene Ontology annotation, cellular component: membrane. The coding region runs from base 1 to 1161 and encodes 386 amino acids. The record is from RefSeq and is a predicted model, not a curated record.